This is a messenger RNA of Trypanosoma brucei brucei TREU927, 522 nucleotides long. RefSeq lists its product as hypothetical. Lineage: Eukaryota; Euglenozoa; Kinetoplastea; Trypanosomatida; Trypanosomatidae. The transcript has a single exon. Bases 1 to 522 code for a protein of 173 amino acids. The record is from RefSeq and is a predicted model, not a curated record.
AUGAUUCGCAAGACUCCACCACGCCUUGUACGCGACCCGGUGCCGACUGACACCAAAGCUUUUUACUCGUGGUUUAGCGGUCAGGCGUAUCGGCAGGAACGUGUUAUUCCCGGUGGGUACCCCGCCGUCCGCGUGUAUCCGGUAUAUGGUAAGAGAUGGUUUACGGGUCGUACUGUAAUGGCGAUGAUUGCUGGGUUUUCGCUUUUCGGUGCUUGGCAUCGACCCGAGAAGGAGCGUUACAACAUGGAAAUGAUGAUUGAGUGGUCUGAGAGGCAAGCGGCCCACCUUCCAUAUCAAAAAGCCGAGGUGAACCUACGCUGCCUUAUUACUAGCUACAAGCGGCAUCGCUACGAACAGGAAAACCUCAUCGAUAAAGGUUUCGUAGGUCUAACAUCGGAAUUCCGCAAGUUCUUCUACCACGACGAUGUGUGGCGCCCCCCACUGCACGAUGUUCUCAUGCACCCGUACGCAAAGUAUGGCGGACCGUUGUUCAGCUACAAUUGGACCAUAGGAUACUUUUGA